This is a messenger RNA of Lymnaea stagnalis (great pond snail), 195 nucleotides long. Lineage: Eukaryota; Metazoa; Mollusca; Gastropoda; Lymnaeidae. The record is from the annotation of a GenBank genome assembly.
CAGGUCCAUAAUACAGACAAAGAAUUCCGCAUCCGCAUGGAUCUUCAUCAGUUCAGGCCAGAGGAGGUCAAAAUAACUUCGGAUAAUGAAAAAAUCACAAUUAAUGCUAAGCAUGAAGAGAAACAAGACAACCAUGGCUUUGUCUCCAGGGAAAUAACACGGAUUUACAAGCUGCCAGAUGUAAGUAUUUUGUGA